AUGAAGACAGUCAACUCCGAUGCCUUGUUGCGGGACGAGUGGAACACCUUCUUCGCCCGUUGUGAGGUCAAGAGACCUGACCCUGUAAACCCAGCCUACCAGCCCUCCAACUCCCAGACACUCACACUGCAUGAACACCAAGUGAGAGCUGUAUUGAAGGCUGUGAAUUCCAAUAAAGCUGCAGGUCCUGAUGGGAUGCUGCAGAUAGUGAUCACAUACAGAUCAGAGGUCUUAAAGUGCCCAGUUCCUUCACAAAGCAACUCAGAACAGAAGACAAAUGUACCUCUGGAAGGACAAGAUAGCUUAUCACUUGCCCAGCAAGAUAGACGUUCACCAACUGGUGGUGCAGGAGUAUUGGAAAAUGUGGAAGAUCAGAUGUUUCGUUCUGUGGAAGGCCAGGCUGCAUCUGAUGAAGAGGAAGAGAAAUGGAUAGGCGACCAGCAAACCCAAAUGGCUGAAGUAAAGAAGCUCUUAGCUAGAUUUCCUUGUUGCAAUAGCGGGUGUGAUGACACAAUGCUGAAGCAUCUGUGGUCAUCCUUUGGAAACCCCAGUAGCUGUGGCCAUGAAAACUCCGUUGUGGAAUUAAUCCAACAACUCUCAAAAUUAAAAGAUGACUUUCAAAUGAAAAGGCAAGAAGAAAAAGCUCUGGAAACAAAUAUGGAAGAGGUCAUUCAUAAAGAUAGCUUUGGAACAAAACUAGCUAAUAGCCCAAGUGUUGCAACAAAAGAUCCAUUGCUGGGGGAAAUACACCAGAAUGCGGAAGAAUCUGAGCUGAUGAAGAUGGAAUUCCAGAUGUUGGAAACAGAGAGAGUAAGGCUGUCACUGGUGGAAGAAAAACUCUUGGAUGUUUUACAGCUGCUUCAGCAACUCCGGGAUCUGAACAUUUCUAAGCGUACCUUGGGGAAAAUCUUACUGAACACUUUGGAAUCCUGCUGUGACUCCCAACAUGGAAAACCACCUAUUGCUGAAGUCUUAGAUGCUCUCUACCAUGAACUGCUGCCUGCAAACUCACCGGAAGCAAGUCCCUUGAGAAAACACCAGGACAUCAGUCUUUGUCAAGCUCUUGGUUAUCUCCUGUUGAGCAAUAAUACCUAUGUUGUUGCGGCUGCUGUUGUUUUUCCAAUAUCACCAUGCGUUAAAAGUUUCAAAAUGCAAAAUCAUGGAGGGUUCUGCCAUCUAUGUAAUGAUCCAAUGCAAGAGAUGGAAUGAUAAAAUAAGGCAUAAAGGAUAGGCAAAUGGAACAGAAAGUGCGAACUAUUUAUAAGGGCUGGCAAUGGGCCUUGAAUAGAUUUUGAAGGAUGGCUCUCUCAUCCUUUCUUAUGGAUCUUAAUACAAUGAGAUAUAUCAUUUGAGAUUUGAGAACUAUGUGAGUACAACAUACAUCUGAAACCUGAAAUUAUGUUCAAUAUUUCCAAAGUCCCCAAACUCUCAUUUAAUGUACAAAUAAUCCAAUAUUUACUCCACAUGGAAUUAAAUGGCAAUCUAAAAUCUCUAUUUUACCAGUAUCAUUCAUACACCACAAGUUAGUCCGUACUUUAAUGAUCUUAACUGGGACCUAACGUCUCUAUCCUAAGCAGAAAUUGUUUAUCACAGAAACAAUCUGCUUUAUGGUUAUUAAGCAAAUGGUUAUUCUGAGAGAGACUAUGUGAAUGUGACUUUUGACUUCCUGCCGGUUUUCCCAUUGGUUUUGCUUGUUAAAGCCAGCUGGAAGGUAGCAAAUGGCAAUCACAUGACUACACAUAUGCUAAAUAGUUAUAUGUUCAAGAACCAGUCAUAAGUCAAUUUUUCAGCACUGUCAUAACUUCCAACGGUUGCUAAACAAAUAGUUGUUAAGCUAGGACUAGCUAUAAUUUAUCAUGCACAAAAUAAUGCAAUACUCUUAUUACCCUGUAAAACUUUACUUUCCUGGAUAUAGCAGAGAAGAUUAAUUUGCAUUUUAGAUAUUAUUCCAAUACAGUUCUUUGCCUUUUCUUGAGCAUUUCCUUGGUAACCCAAUGCUAGGCAUGAAGAAGUAAAAAGUACCUAGAAGAAUUAUACAUUAAAGAAGGAAUAAAGCUGACCUGAAAUCUACAAAAAUUAUUGUAGGCUUUUAGAUCUGGACGGCAACUGUUACUGUUCCAAGUAAUGCAUCCAUUGAAAGCAGAACUCCA
Messenger RNA from Thamnophis elegans (Western terrestrial garter snake), 2150 nucleotides. RefSeq names its product EF-hand and coiled-coil domain-containing protein 1-like. Bases 1 to 1209 code for a protein of 402 amino acids. The record is from RefSeq and is a predicted model, not a curated record. The transcript has 9 exons. Lineage: Eukaryota; Metazoa; Chordata; Lepidosauria; Squamata; Natricidae.